Messenger RNA from Styela clava, 3024 nucleotides. NCBI's taxonomy places the organism in Eukaryota, Metazoa, Chordata, Ascidiacea, Stolidobranchia, Styelidae. The record is from RefSeq and is a predicted model, not a curated record.
GUUUUAGGUCUCAUUGUUGCACCGAUCGUAAUAUUCAAUCUCAUUCAUAAAAAACUUCUUCUCAGUUUAUACCAUUUGUGCUUAUCUUAAUUGAGCAAAACAUUGAUCAAAAAGAUGGGUUUUGAGACAUGCGGACCAAACGAAGCCAUGGUUGUAUCUGGAUGCGGAUACGGGCGUCCACUAAUGAUUCCUGGUGGACGAGUUUGGAAAUGGCCAAUGAUUCAACAAAUCCAAAGAAUUUCGUUGAAUACAAUGACAUUACGGAUUAAAAGUGAAAACGUAAAUACACAGAAGGGUGUUCCCAUCUCUUGUGUUGGAGUAGCACAGGUAAAGAUUCAAGGACAAAAUCAAGAAAUGUUGGCAAAUGCCUGCAUGCAAUUUCUUGGUAAGAGAGAAACAGAGAUUCAAAAUAUUGCACUUGAAACAUUGGAAGGUCAUCAGAGAGCCAUUAUGGGAAAUAUGACUGUUGAAGAAAUCUACCAGGAUAGAAAGAAGUUUGCAAAGCAAGUGUUUGAAGUCGCUUCAUCAGAUCUUAUCAAUAUGGGAAUUACUGUUGUAUCUUAUACCCUCAAAGAUGUAACAGACAGUGAAGGAUACCUAUCUGCUCUUGGUAAAGCAAGAACAGCACAGAUUCAUAGAGAUGCAAGGAUUGGAGAAGCUGAAGCUAAAAGGGACGCUGGCAUCAAAGAAGCUUUGGCAAAUCAAGCAAAAAUGAAGGCAAAAUUUGAAAAUGAUGCAAAAAUUGCCGAAUCGAAACGUGAUUUUGAGCUAAAGAAAGCUGCUUAUGACAAAGAGGUCAGCACAAAAAAAGCAGAAUCCGAACUGGCGUACAAUCUUCAAGAAGCCAUCACGAAACAGUCGAUUAAAGAAGCCGAAAUGCAGAUUAAGGUUGAAGAAAGAAACAAACAGAUUCAAGUACAAGAACAGGAAAUCAGCAGACGAGAUAAAGAACUCACGGCUCAGGUCAAAAAACCAGCAGAAGCCGAGAAGUUCAGAAUGGAAAGAAUUGCUGAGGCUGAAAGAAACAGGAUCAUCUUGGAGGCAGACGCAACUGCCCAAUCUAUUCAAAUGAAGGGAGAAGCAGAAGCAUUUGCUGUAGAAGCCAAAGCUAAGGCAGAAGCUGAACAGAUGGCAAAGAAAGCCGAUGCUUGGAAAGAUUACCAAGAGGCCGCCAUGGUUGAUAUGGUUCUCUCUACCCUGCCUAAGAUCGCUGCUGAAAUUGCUGCACCUCUAUCUGCUACAAAGAAAAUCACUAUGGUGUCAAGCGGAAAGGGGGAUAUCGGUGCGGCUAAACUGACAAGCGAGGUUCUUGACGUUGUUGCUAGACUUCCAGCUGUCGUCGAGAAGCUUACCGGUGUCAACAUGACGAAAGCCCUCAACAUUAAGGUGUAACUGACAACCUCUGACUUUGAAAAUUUUUUUUGGAUUUUUCCACCAGAUUUUUUACACUAUUAAGAGUUGUUUCAAAGAAUAAUUGUCUACUUUAACAACUAAUUUACCCCAGUCUCGACUUAACAAUUAUGAAUAACAACAAUAAUGAAUAAACAAUCUCCAGUUUCAUGAAAUAACAAUUUUAAUUUAGGCAUAAUCUGUUAUGCAUGAUUAAGUAUUAUUUGCUUAACUCUAUUAAAUUGACCGCAAAGUAAAAAAUAUGUUUUGGACAGAAUUUUAUAUGCAUCAUUGGGCAUGAUAUUUGGUAUUAGCUUUUUUGACUAUGAUAUGUUAUUUACUGUAAAAAAAUAUAUAAUUUUGGCAGAAUUCGUCAUGCAUCAUUAUGCAUUAACUCUUUAUGUUGUACAUUCAAUAAAGAAUUUUACUAGGUUAAAAUUUUUUAUGCAUCAUUAGGCAUUGACUCUUAUGUUGUUCACUCAAAGAAUAUUAUUUUUGGCAGAAAUUUUUAUGCAUCAAGAGGCAUGGUUUGAUAUAAUUUUAUUUACUCUUUGAUGUUUCAAUAAGAUUUGUGAGAAAAGAAUUGGCAUCCAUUGCUAUUAUAUUCAAUAUUAAACCAUUUGUAACCUUGUUUUUAUAAUUGAUUAAGCUGGUGGCCAUAUCAUUUGGUAAAUUUUUUAAAUUCAGUUUUUUACUUCUAACCAUAAUUACGCUUUUUAUUGUUGGUAUUACGUAAUGGUAAAAUGUCAUAAAUUCUGAUGGAAGCAUCCAAAUCACUGAGGGUUGAUCGACUGUUUGUUGCUGUACUUGAUGCACAGCAGUAGACCACCAUAUUUUAGGGUGUUUAUCGCCCUGUAUUGAAUUGUAUUAAAAAAAAUUGAUGUGCUUCACACAACUAAUGGUGGACAUAUAUACGCAUGUAUAAAAAAAGCUAGUAAGAUAUAUCGAGAACUGACUUAAUAAAAAAAAUUGUAAUAAAACAGGACUUUAUGAACACCCUAUAUAUAUAUAUGUAUAUGUAUGUCGGUGGACUAAAAUGUCUUAAAAUUGAUAAAUAUACAAAAGAUAUACUGUAAACAUGCAUAAACGCCCUUUUUUUUUAUCAAUUUCCACAGUCACUGGUUUUUAUUUCACAUCAUGGUACUCAUUGCAUUCAUUUUUAUUUUAUUUUUGUGUGAAUAUCUAAUAAUCAGAGGUUUGUGCUAGAGAAGUCUUAGGUUGUGAAAUCUAACGAGAGAGUUUGAGCACAGAGUAUGGAAAUGAUAGAUAUAUUGUAUUUGAAAUAUCCUCGUUUUUUUUCCCCUUUUAUUCAUUGCUAUUAUGUUGAAAAUCUUGACUAUAGGUUGUCCAUAAAGUCCAAAAAAAAUUAAAAUUGCAAAGGGAAUUUAUCGAUACCAUAUAUUGUGUUGGCCCUUGCAAAUGAAUUAUUAAAUGAAGUGAAAAUACUUGAACAAGUACGGAUUAAAGAACAACAAACCUGGUAAAUUGACUUCAUAACAAAAUUGAAAUUGUGAAGGGAUUUUAUGGACACCCCAUGAGAGAUAAACGUGAAAUUCUGAAUCUUUAUUUAUGAGAUUGAUAAUGUUAAAAUCAAGUGUUGGGGAGAGUCACUAAACCCUGAGUCUGGCGUCACAA